Molecule: messenger RNA, 4861 nt
Organism: Pseudoliparis swirei
Lineage: Eukaryota; Metazoa; Chordata; Actinopteri; Perciformes; Liparidae
Gene: snapc4
Product: small nuclear RNA activating complex, polypeptide 4
Exons: 21
Coding region: 282-4631 (1449 amino acids)
Source: RefSeq, a predicted model, not a curated record
AACCCAGUACGGUGGUUCCGGUCACCGGUAGGAAACACAACCCGGACCUCAUUAUCUGAAACACCGAACCGGAAAUUGGUCUGAACGGUGAAACACUUCGGAAGUUGCUCCACCGCAAAGCCUGCUGGGUAAUAUGUUAACGACAACGUUGUGUUGAUUGGAGCUCUUUGGCGCGUGGAGGCAGAAAGUAAAGACACAAAAAGACAAGAUAAACCGACUUUAAUGAAAAAACUCAGAUAAAAGAGAAGAGACGGAAGCCGCUGCAGGUCGGAAAGGUAGACAUGUCUGUCUCUCUGUCUGAAGAGAGAGACCGGAUCCAGCGACAGGUGGAGCAACUGGAACAGAGUCUGUCUGCAACAUACCCUGAACUGGAGCUGCUGAGCAGUGAGACAGGUGAUGAAUCGGAUGGAGAUGAUGCAGAAGAGGAGAGACAGUGUGCUGCAGGUCUGCUGGCUCAGAGAGAGAAGAUCCAGAAUGAGAUCCAGAACCUGGAGGAGGUCCUGGGUCCACAUAGUCCCAUCUGUGUGUCAGAUGAUGAUGACGACAGCAGCAGCAGCAGCAGCAGUGAAGAGAGUGAGCUGGGUCUGUCUCCGUCAGCAGACUCGUGUCUUCAGAUGAACCUCGUCUACCAGCAGGUGGUUCAAGAGACCCUGGACCAGCUGGAGACAUUACUGACACACAACUCCAGACAGCAGAAAGAGCUUGUGUCUCAGCUGUCUGGACCAAUCAAAGAGUCCUCCAAGGUGCGGCCCGUCCAUCCCUCCUGCCAGCAGCCAAUCAACAUGUACCUGGGCCGCUUCCUCAAACCAUACUUUAAGGACAACCUGACAGGGCUGGGUCCUCCAGCCAAUCAGGAGACAAAGGAGAAGGCCAGCAGGAUGACUGGUUGUCUGGACGAGAAGAAACUGAAAGUAAAACGAUGGGAGAGCUGGCAGAAGACUCUUUUGUUCCACUCAGUUACCAGAGACAGUCUGAGGAGGCUCAUCCAACCUAAACUAUCCAAGGUGGACUACCUGAGCCAGAAGCUGUCCCGAGCAGCGGAGACAGACAAGCAGCAGCUGAGACAGCAGAUGGACAUUCUGGAGAGAGACAUCGAGCUGCUCAGAGCGAAGGAGGACAGCGAGCUCGUUGGUGGUCGAUACGAUGAACAUGAUUGGGCGAAAAUUUCUAAUAUUGAUUUUGAAGGGACGAGGGAGGCGGAGGACAUCUACAACUUCUGGCAGAACUUCCUCCACCCGUCCAUCUGCAAGACCACCUGGAGUCAGGAGGAGGUGCAGCGGCUGAAGGAGGUCAGCAGGAGGCACGGAGAGAGACACUGGGACACCAUCGCCUCAGAGCUGGGGACGGGGAGGACGGCCUUCCUGUGUCUCCAGACGUUCCAGCGGUUCGUCUCAGACUCGUUGAAAAGAGGCGUUUGGGUUCCGGAGGAAGACGCUUUGCUCAGAGAGCUCGUGGACAAGAUGAGAAUCGGGAACUUCAUCCCCUACACGCAGUUGAGUUACUUCAUGGAGGGUCGAGACCCGUCUCAGCUGAUCUACAGGUGGAACCAAGUGUUGGACCCGAGUCUGAAGAAAGGCUUCUGGACCAAAGAGGAGGACCAGCUGCUGCUGCAUGCCGUGUCUCGUUUCGGAGAGAAGGACUGGUGGAAGAUCCGGUUCGAGGUUCCAGGACGCAGUGACACCAGCUGCAGAGACAGGUAUUAUGACUGUCUGAAGGCUGAAACAAAGAGAGGAGUGUUCGACCAACAAGAGAAGCAGCUGCUGCUGCUGCUGGUGCAAAAACACGGAGUUGGUCAUUGGGCGAAGAUCGCUGCAGAGAUUCCUCAUCGUUACGAUGCUCAGUGUCUGAGAGAGUGGAGGAGGCAGAACAGAGCAGCACAAUCUCAUCCUAAGAAACCUAAAACCACUGGAGAGACUUCAGGAGGUGAGACUCGUCCCACCAGGAGGAAAAAUCGGAGACGAAAGGUGAUCCUGAAGGUCGAGGAGAGCAGCGAGGAGGAGGAGGUGGAGGUGGUGUACAUGGACAGUGAUGAAGAGAAGAGUACAAAGACGAAGGAGGAGGUAGUGCAGAGUGCUGAGGAGGAGGAGGAGCAGGAACAGCAGGAACAGCAGGAGGAGCAGCAGCAGCAGGAGGAGCGGCAGCAGGAGGAGCGGCAGCAGGAGGAGGAGCAGCAGGAGUCCACCUUCCCCUCCAUGCAGGACUGGAUACCAGCAGGGGCCCAAUGUUUCACCUCCCUGAGCUUCCGACCGGUGGAGCUACCUUCUUCUGGACUCGCCCGCAACCAGGUCCCGGUCCGGUCCACCAUCCUGGGCCCGUUUGGCCGCUCCGGGGUCCUGGGCCCGGGUCCCAAGGAGCUGCUGUGGACGGAGAGCUGUGGCGGCAGCAACAUGAUGAUGGUGUCACCACAGCAGCUCCGAGCCUACCUGAAUCGCCAGGUGGAGAAGUACAGCAACCGGCGCACCGCCCCCCCCCCAAAGAAGAUCCACACCAACAAGCUGAGCCCCCUGAGCCGGGCCAUGGACCUGGGUCUGGUCUACGAGCUGCAGGCCGCCGUGACGCCAUGGAUCGGUAACGUGCUGAUCCCCCAAGAGCACCGAGCGACGGCGGCCCAGGCCCUGAGGGAGCGAGGAGGCGCCGCUCGGCUCCUCUCCACCCCGGUCUUCCUGCUCCUCCUCCAGGCCAUGAACGUGGACGCCUUGGGCUGCAAGGAGAUGAUCGAGCAGAGGAAGAACGGGGUCCUGGUCCUCGAUCCGCCGGCUCCGACUCCCGUCUCCAUCCGGCACGGCAGCAUGGCAGAACUUCUGCAGCAGAAGAAACUCAUGGAACAGGAGGAGCAGCGCAAACUGAUCCUGAACCAGCUUCAGGUGCUGUAUCAACCUCCGAUGCCUCCUCAGAUGCAUCCUAGGAUGUCUUCCGUGUCCUUUCCUCGGGCUGUCUUCAUUCCUCAUACCGUCUCACCCCCUGCCUUCGCGGUCCCAGUGGCCCUGAAGGCCACAUCCACCUGCUCUGCUGCUGUCCACCAGGACGCUCUGCCGAAGACACAGAACCUGAUGGUCGCUGCGUCCUGUUCCACCAAGCCCGGUCCUGCCCCCAGUCCAUCGAGCCUCAUCUCAAGGCCCCGCAAAGGGAGGGGGCGAAAGGUAGCAGAGGAUCAAAAAGAGGGGGUUGUGGGCGGAGCCAAUAAUGGUGAGGGAAGAACAUGUGGCCGUCUGAUCAGAGAGAGAAAAGGACGGAGGACUCGGAAGCUGAAUCUGAAGGCCAGAGCUGUGCAGAUGCAGCUGUUACCUCCGACUCUCAGUGUAGCCCCUCCCCCCUCCAUGCCGACCUACCAGCAGCUUUCUUCCUCCACUUCAAGCUCCCCAACUCCUUUCCUCAACGAUCAUGACUACACCUGUUUUAUUCUGCGCCUGAGUCCUCUAGGCUCCGCCCCCAAUGCGCCUCAAAAAGCCCCACCCUGCAGGAAGAAACAGGGGAGGAAGAAGGCGGACGAAUGUGUGGGUAGGACAGGUAAGGCGGGGGGCGGGGCCAGUCCAGGUGUGAUCGAGAGAGGAAAGAGGAAGCGGACUCCACAGGAAGCCACUCGGGCCAAGGCUGAAGCUGAGAAGAAGAGAUCUUCUCUGAAGAAGCGCACUCGGGCAAUAGCCAUUCGUAUUCGACCAACGGCUGGUCUUCCUGGCGUCUGUUUGUUUCCACGCCAGUCGAUGUGGGUCAUGACCCCAGGUGGGAUGGUCAAGCUCGUGGACGCCCCGCCACAAGGCGGGCAGCUGACGUUGGUACCACACACCCCCCUUCCAGCUCAGCUGGUCGUAACCUCCCCCUGCCCCCCCACCGCGGCGUCCGUCCCUGUACACCCCUUUACUUCCAUCAUGCGACCUGACUCACACCCCGGCCCCUCCCUCCACCCCUCCUUCCACCCCCAGCCUCAGCCCAAACUCUUCAUGCCAUAUAUGGGCACGAAGGUAGAGCCCCCCUCGUUGCACUUCGACCCCUCCCUGAUGUUCCCGGAGUCUCAGGACGCAGUGUGUGAUUGGCUGAGCGGCCGGGGGGGCGUGGUGGUACCUGGACUAGCCGCGUCUCUUCCUUACCUGCCGCCCUUCGUCAGCAGCCUGAACACACUCAGCGCGCUCCUCCGCUCCAAGACGUCUCUGACCAAAUCCUCCCUAAAGCUGCUGUGUCGAGGGUCCGAAACCCAAUGGCCCACAACAGGGCCGCCCGGCAGCACAAAGACCAGUCAGCCUCCAGAGCUGCCCGACUCCACCUCUGACCUUGGACCGGACACACCAGCUCCCUCCGUCAGCCCUGACCUCCUGCAGGAGGAGGAGGAACUCGUUGAGGUGCUACGUCAGCUCGUGGCAGAGCGUUUCUCAGGUAACCCCGCAUACCAGCUGCUGAAAGCCCGCUUCCUGUCCUGCUUUACUCUCCCCGCCCUCCUGGCCACCGUGCGGCCAAUCAGAAAAGAGACUGUGACCUGCCCAACCAAUAAGGAGGUGGAGGAGGUGCAGGAGGAGCUGAAGAAGAUCAAAGGGAGAGGCAGGCAGAGGAGAGCCGAGAAGUCUCUGCUGCUGUGUGACGGAGCUCCAGCCAAUCACUACUCAGGGAUCCACAGCGCGGGAGCGCCUCUGUCCCGCUAACCACAGGUCACAUGUUCAGCUUCUCAGGUCCUCGUUCAAAAUAAAGUCUACAGGAACAAAACACUGCUGUGACCUCUGUGGUGCGUUCAGGAACCUCAGAAGAAGUGGCGAACUUGCACUUUGUUGUUUUUGGUUGUCUUGUUUAUUUUUUAUUCAGAUUCUGUAAAGAAAUUGUUCUGUAAGUAUGAGCGAAUUAAUUUGUAAUAAAGAGAAAGUUUCUGUGAAAUGAA